Guillardia theta CCMP2712 is the source of this 447-nucleotide messenger RNA. RefSeq lists its product as hypothetical. The transcript is spliced from 2 exons. Gene Ontology annotation, molecular function: protein binding; U2 snRNA binding. The annotation marks the transcript as partial. Lineage: Eukaryota; Cryptophyceae; Pyrenomonadales; Geminigeraceae. Gene Ontology annotation, biological process: mRNA splicing, via spliceosome. The record is from RefSeq and is a predicted model, not a curated record.
GUGAGACGAGACAAGAUCAGAACCAUUGAGAACCUACAUGUCUUGCCAGCACUGACGAAGCUCUCUUUGCCUUGCCAUGUGAUCGAGAAGCUCGAUGCAGUCGUGCAUGCGGCACAUCUGCAGUCACUGAUCCUCUCGCACAACAAGAUCCAGAAGAUUGAUGUCUUGGAAAAGCUUUUCUCGAAUCUCAAACUUCUGCACACCUUCGCCUUGUCAGACAACAAGAUCGUUGAUGUGAAUGAGCUGAGGAAGUUCAAAAGUCUGCCCAAUCUUUCAAAUUUGUCACUCAGGGGCAAUCCUGUUUCGGAGCAACCGCAUACUAGGUCGUUCGUGAUUUAUACUGUCAAACAUUUGGACAUCUUGGAUGAUCGGGAGAUAGACUGCCAGGAACGGCAGCAAUCAGUGGAGAGGUUUGAAAGAAUGGACGUCGAAGCCUUGGAAAACAAU